Acanthosepion pharaonis is the source of this 639-nucleotide messenger RNA. Lineage: Eukaryota; Metazoa; Mollusca; Cephalopoda; Sepiida; Sepiidae. The record is from the annotation of a GenBank genome assembly.
AUGGUUUCUUUCUUUUUUCUUUCCUUUUUUCUUUUUUCUUUCCUUUUCUUUCUUUUCUUUCUUUCUUUCUUUCUUUCUUUCUUUCUUUCUUUCUUUCUUUCUUUUAGUUCGGUUAAUGGUUGUUUACCUUCUUCCUUUCCAAACUAUGUUAAUGACACUUCUCUCUAUAUUUCUUUCUUUCUUUCUUUCUUUGAAUUUUUCUUUACAACUACGGUAUUUUUCUUGAUUUCUUUCGUGAUGAUUUACUAUCAUUCUAAUUUCAAUGUUUUACUUUUCUUUGUUUCUUUAAUAAUUCCAAUUUCUAUUUUAUUUCUAAUUAGUUUCUUUUUUUCUUUCUAUUCGAUUUAUUACUCACUUUCUUUUCUUGCAUUGUAUCUAUCUCAAUCAAUUAAUAUCUAUCUAAAACUGUUCAUAUCUAUCUAUCUAUCUAUCUAUCUAUCUAUCUAUCUAUCUAUCUAUCUAUCUAUCUAUCUAUGUAUUGGAUUCUGUUCAUAUCUAUCUAUCUAUCUAUCUAUCUAUCUAUCUAUCUAUCUGAGUCUGUUCAGAUCGAAUCCUAUCUAUCUAUCUAUCGCUGCAUAUCGAUCUCUUUAUAUACUGAUCUAUCUAUCUAUCUAUCAAUCUAUCUAUCUAUGUAUUUGA